Syngnathus acus (greater pipefish) is the source of this 2451-nucleotide messenger RNA. RefSeq names its product torsin-1A-interacting protein 2-like. Lineage: Eukaryota; Metazoa; Chordata; Actinopteri; Syngnathiformes; Syngnathidae. Gene Ontology annotation, cellular component: membrane. Bases 78 to 1661 code for a protein of 527 amino acids. The record is from RefSeq and is a predicted model, not a curated record. The transcript has 8 exons. Gene Ontology annotation, molecular function: ATPase activator activity. Gene Ontology annotation, biological process: membrane organization.
GUAUCUCGUCCGAACACGAUGUUGGAAUUUAUUUAAUUCGCGUUUAGUACCUUUUCUCGGUCUAAUUAAAACCAUAAAUGGAUACGGAUGUUUCUGAAAAUGCGGAGCUCCGGACUCUGAGGAGACCGACGCGACGGCAGUCAACAGAAAAAACUUUCAUUUGUGAAGUGACCGCAAGAGGUCCAAUCAGGAGGUCUAAAAGGGGGAUAGAAAAGCAGGCGACUUCUUCUUCUUCUGUCCCAACUAUUAAUGGAUCCAGAAAUGUGGAGACUGGCUCAGAAGAUGAAGCGUCCCCUGGAAAGAAAAGUCGACUAGAAGAAGAAGAAGAAGAAAUGUCAGGUGAUAGCGGUAAUAAAAAGGAGAUGGAUCUUCAGGAAUCAGCACUGGAAGAAAAUGAAGACCAGGAAAUGGUUAUUGAAGGAGAUUCUGUGCAUAGUCCAGAUCAUCCAGAAACAUCACUUGGAGAUGUGAAGUUGUCCCCAUUUGUUGUGCUGGGCAAGCGCUACCGUAUAAGUGAAAAUACUGACACACACUUGAUGAAACGCAACGAAGUCAAGACACCGUCACGGGAAGAAACUGCCACGUUCAGGAAGCCCAGCGUACCGACGAGAUCUUUGGCGAGCAGACGCAAUGUGCAAAGCCGCAAAAUCACCAGCAUGGACGAGUACAAGAAGGAGAUGGAGGCCAAAGCUAAAAGCUCUGGCAUCUCCACAGCCGACCACCGCAGUGUGUAUACACCCUCCGUGACAUCGUACCCGGUACGACACCGAGCCAAUAACAUUCCCAUCCGGAAAGAACCGGUCUCGCGCAGCAAAAAAGCGGUUAUUAAGACACAAGGGGUUACCAGGGGAUCCUCUGGAGGAUCAUCAAGAGGAUUCCCUCAUUAUUUGUGCUGGUCGGUUGUGAUCGUGCUGCUGCUUAGCUCUGCUGCAAUGCUGCUCUACAAGGACAAGUUGAUCUCGCUGUACCGGACGUUUGCGGAGGGAGCACGGCGUCCAUCCAGGUCUGUGAAGCUCCAGCCCUUCGCGGAUCUCUUGUCUCAAUUGGAGGCCCGCUUCCGCAGUCAAAGACCAGAACUUUGGAAAAGGAGCAAGAUCCACCUGGAGAAGCACCUUAAAAGCGCCGAGCCCACGGAGCCCGUCAGUCUGAUCCUGACGUCUGGCCGCGGCGCUGAAAAGACGCUGUCCUGCCUGGCCGAGGGUCUGGCGUCCGCUUUCUCCUCGGCGCUGGAAGCUUCCGUGCUCCAAAUCGACGGAGCCGGGAAGGCCGCCAUGGAGAGUGACGAGGUGAAGCUGGACAUGGACGGGCAACUGCGGGCAGCCUUUGGGGGAAACCGAGCGGCGGCUGUCAUCCACCGCUUUGAGGAGCUGCCGCCCGGCUCCACCCUCAUCUUCUAUCGCUACUGUGACCACGAACACGCCGCCUACAAGGAGGUCUUCCUGUUGUUCACCGUGCUACUGCCUCAGGAAGAGGUCAGCGGGGAGCUCGGGGCUGUCGAGGAGAUGGUUCAGGACUAUCUUAAGGACAGGCUGGUGGACUCAAGCAACCAGACGGCCUUCAAUGAGAUGGACACGGAUAAGUUCGGCGGGCUGUGGAGUCGCAUCUCUCACCUGGUCCUGCCCGUGGUGGCUGAGGAGGACGUAGAGCAGAACGGAUGCUGAGGACCCGACUGGGGACUCGGUUAACAACCAAUCACGGCUCAGUUUCAUCACGUGACCAAAAUGAGAGCUCACUGUUGAACUCAACCCGCAGUCGCUGCAUUCUUACUUUUGAUUUCAAGUGAAGUCACAUUAAGAUUGGUCAGUUUGACUUAGUCCACAAAUCAGACGUUUGAGUCGCCUGUUCUGAACUAGAAACUUUGUUCAACGUAUUCCUUUUGUGGUGACGGAUCAGCAAACAUCCUCUUUUGUUUUGGAGUGAAAAUCUACAUGUAGUCAUGCAUUCAACCUCUCACAUGACCGAUAAAUUCAUUUUAAAUGUCUCAAUUCCUCUUUUCAUUCCUCUUGUGUACAAGUUUGCACUUAAAAUGUUGGAGGCUUUUAUCAAAGAAUCCAUUUCGUACUGCUAAUUUUGUUCAUAAUAUCUCGUAUCCUGGGAUUUGUUUUAUAUUUUUGUGUGAAUAUUGGAAAUACUAUAAGAAUAUUUCAUCUUUGAAUCUGUGCUCUAGAAAAUGAUACAGCUUUUUAUGAUUAACGUGUGCCUUUAAGACUCGAGGGAAAAACAAAGUCUUUGAAAUAUGCAAAACAAAAUAUUUGAAUGAUUGAAACUGUCUACAUAAAAAUCACUUUUUUUUUUCCUGAUGUGUUUUUAAAAUUCCCUUUUUGUCUGAUUUUGUCUGUCACUUAUAAGACUAUUUCACAUGCCUGAGUAAUGUUUAAUAAAAAUUAUUUUGAUACAUGAAAUGUUCCACAAUAGAAUCUUGCUAUCAAUAAUAAGCAUUUAUGAUCACAA